AUGCGCUUACAAACGGCCGCGGAUGCGGUCAGGUGCAAGACCUUCCCGAUGUUCCUAGAAGGAAGGGCUCGGCAGUGGUUCCAGGGACUUCCCCCCAGAUCGAUCAGUUCUUUCACCCAGCUCGCGCGACUGUUCUCAGCACAGUUCGUUUCCUCACGAGCCUUCUCUAAAAGCACCGCUCACCUUCUGACCAUCCAACAAAGGGUCGAGGAAUCACUGCGUGAGUACAUGGUGCGGUUCAAUAACGAAUCCCUCCAGGUCCGCGACCGAGACGACAAGGUGGUCAUGGCUGCCUUCAUUAACGGGCUACGGAAGCAGAAGUUAUACACCGAGCUCGUGGAGAGACCGCCCAAGUCAGUUCGGGAGAUGCUGGAUCGAGCUCAUGAGAAGGCCAAUGCUGAGGAGGCCAAUCGCUUGAAGAGCGCUCAGGAGAGGCAGAGGGAUGACAAGCGCCGAAGGAUAACCGACCAAGGGGACGUGCGACGUGACCAAGGGCGGAAGAAUACCUAUGACCACCCGCCUAGAAGCCGGCCCUUAGGGGGGGACAAGCCUUGGACUUCCCUCACGGCCCCCCGAGCUCGGGUCCUUGCGGUGAUGGAGCAGGAAGGGCUUUCCCGACCUCCCCGACCCUUGGCCGGGGAUAGAGGCAGACGAGAUCAGGACCUGUACUGUGCAUAUCACAGGGAUGUGGGGCACGACACUGAGGACUGUCGUCACCUAAAGAAGGAGAUCGAAAAGCUGAUACGAAGAGGUCAUCUCGGGCAGUUCGUCCGUGACGGGCGAGCAGAUCAGAAGCCAGGGGGAUUCAAGCGAGAUCGGACGACCAGCUCGCACGACCGACCUCGAGGUCCCCGUGAUCGGACUCCGGAGCAGGGGGUUCAGAACCUAGCCGGGGUAAUCAACACCAUUGCAGGGGGACCUGCGGGGGGAGAUAGCCAUACGGCUCGGCGGAACAACCGGCCUCCCCCCAGCGGGGAGAGCUCGAACAAACGUUUAAAGAUGUACGAGGAGAUCAUCUAUGGGCCAGAGGACGCGGUACCUUUAGCCUCCAACAACCAUGAGGCGAUUGUGAUAGAAGUCAUCACGUGCAACUACAAAGUAAAGAAGGUAUACAUCGACAAUGGGAGCGCCAUCGAUGUGUUGUAUUACAAAACUUUCAAAGAGCUGCAGUUGGAGGAUAAACAGCUCAUUCCAGUUCGUACUCCUCUGAUAGGAUUUGCAGGUCCGCCCGUAAGACCAGAGGGAAUGAUAACUCUCAGGGUCACUGUGGGGGAAUCGCCGAAGUGCCGAACUAUUCCGGUGAAUUUUGCAGUGGUAAAGGAGCCGUCCUCCUACAACAUGAUACUAGGGCGUCCAACAUUAAACGCACUCUGA
Messenger RNA from Coffea arabica (coffee), 1374 nucleotides. NCBI's taxonomy places the organism in Eukaryota, Viridiplantae, Streptophyta, Magnoliopsida, Gentianales, Rubiaceae. The record is from RefSeq and is a predicted model, not a curated record.